This is a messenger RNA of Thelazia callipaeda (thelaziosis nematode), 648 nucleotides long. Lineage: Eukaryota; Metazoa; Nematoda; Chromadorea; Rhabditida; Thelaziidae. The record is from the annotation of a GenBank genome assembly.
AUGAGACAAUACAUUUCUUCUCCAGGAAUUGCGGGACUUGGAUCUUUGAAUCUCUUAAAUGCUGGAGCUUUUGGGUUUCCGGGAAAUGCCGCUGGUAUAUCAACAGCAUUUCCUGGCCAACUUAUCAGAACUCCCGCAAUGCCUAAUCUAUCUGGAUUAGUUCCUGGGACGAUUCCAGGUUUGGGGCAAUUACCUGGCUCUAUUCCUGGCCUAGGUCAAAGCAGUGCAAUUUCUGGACUGGGAGGUUUACCAGGAGUAUUUCCUGGUCUUGGAACCUUGCCCAAUGCUAUCCCUUCAAGUUUUCCUAAAACCAUUCCUGAACUUGGUACUCUAUCAGGUUACCCACUGGGGGGCUAUGGUAGUUUACUGGGAACUAUUCCAAGUACUAAUAGCUUACAAAUAGGCAUUCCCGGAUUGGGAGGUUUAACAAACAUGGCUGCUGGACUGGGAACUAUGCCAGGACUUACGAAUUCGGCAGGACUACCAGCUGGAACUGGCAUAGCCUUACCUGGAGGUAUUUCUGGUCUUGGAAGCAUACCAGGAACUGUCUCGGGAUUCGGAACUUUUCCAGGAAGUGUUACUGCAUUUGGAGGUAAUAACUUCACAAGUUGUGGGAUAUUAAGGUGUGCAGGAAAUCACCGGUGCUAG